Molecule: messenger RNA, 1925 nt
Organism: Neltuma alba
Lineage: Eukaryota; Viridiplantae; Streptophyta; Magnoliopsida; Fabales; Fabaceae
Exons: 1
Coding region: 29-1693 (554 amino acids)
Molecular function (GO): protein binding
Source: RefSeq, a predicted model, not a curated record
CGCGCUUCCCCUGCAACAGGCUCACACCAUGAAAACAACCGACAACUCCGAUCCAAUCACUCUCUCUGAUCAGCUUUCCUCUCUUCUCGGCGAAAUCCCUGCCAUUCUUCACUUGAAAGGUAAAUGGUCCCUCAUCGCUUCAAAACUCCAUCUUCUUCGCUCUCGACUUGCCGAUUUCUCCUCCCACUUCCCCCACUCCUCCUCCUCCAACUCACUAUCCAGAGACCUUCUUCUCUCCAUAGCCCAGACGCUCAACGAUGCCGUUUCCCUCGUCAAGGAUUGCCAGCUCCCCACCUUGUCCCACGGCAAGCUCAAGACCCAGAGCCUCAUUGAUUCCCUCCUUGCCAGCCUCGAUCGCCACCUCUCAGACUGCGAUGUUCUCCUCAAAAGUGGUGUCCUCCGGGACGAUGCCAUUUCAACUGCGUCUAACAGGGACGCUGUUCGUUCUGAAUUAAGGAAUUUGACCGCUCGUUUGCAAAUUGGGUCCUCUGACUCUAGGAUUUUCGCUAUGGACUCCUUUCUGGGUUUACUACAAGAGGAUGAUAAGAAUGUGAUGAUAGCUGUGGCACAGGGUGUGGUUCCCUUGCUCGUUCGCUUACUGGAUUCGAGCUCUUCGGAAAUGAAGGAGAAGAUCGUCGCCGCGAUAUCCAGAGUUUCAAUGGUGGAUAGCAUCAAGCAUGCAUUAAUUGCCGAAGGUUUGGUUCUUUUGAAUCACCUGCUUCGAAUCCUUGACCAUGGAAGUGGGUUUGCCAAAGAGAAAGCUUGUACUGCCCUCCAAGCUCUAACGUUCUCGAGGGAGAACGCGAGGGCAAUCGGUUCUAGAGGUGGAAUUUCUUCUCUAUUGGACAUUUGCCAAGUUGGCACGCCUGGUUCCCAGGCUUCUGCAGCUGGAGUUCUUAGAAAUCUUGUGGUUUACCCUGAAGUCAGAGUUCAUUUCGUCGAGGAAAAUGCGGUUGUUGUUCUGCUCGGGCUCGCUUCUUCGGGUACUGCAAUAGCCCAAGAAAACGCAAUUGGUUGUUUGUCUAAUCUAAUUUCUGACGACGAAAGCUUGAAAUUAACGAGUGUUAAGGAAAGAGGGAUUGAGUGUCUGAAGAAUUUCUGGGACUCAGUUUCGUCCGUUCAGAGUCUUGAAGUAGCAAUUGAGUUAUUGAGAAGCCUGGCUUCGAGUCCGUCGAUUGCCGAAGUUCUUAUUUCAGAUGGGUUUGUUCAGAAACUGGUGGGCGUGUUACAUUGUGGUGUACUAAGGGUGAGAAUUGCAGCCGCUCGAGCUGUUUAUACUCUAGGGUCCAGCACCACAAAGGCGAAGAAAGAGAUGGGCGAAUGUGGAUGCAUUACUCCAUUGAUACAGAUGUUAGAUGGCAAAGCUGUUGAAGAGAAAGAAGCAGCUGCAAUGGCAUUAUCAAUACUCAUGUUCUAUACAGGCAAUAGGAGGAUUUUCCGGAAGGACGAGAGGGGUAUAGUGAGUGCUGUUCAGCUGUUGGAUCCUUCAAUAGAGAAUUUAGAUAAGAAAUACCCAGUUUCCAUUCUGGUCUCACUUGUGCAUUCCAAGACCUGUAGAAAACAAAUUGCAGCAGCUGGUGCUAGUGUACAUACACGAAAACUUGUAGAGAUGAAUGUUGAGGGAUCUAAGAAACUCUUGGAUAGCCUUGGUCGCGCAAAGGUAUGGGAAGCAUUAGCAAGAUCAUUCGGAUGAAACUUUUCUUCAAAUUCCAAACUAUGGAUAAAGGAGCAAGAGUUGAUUUGUUGAUCUGUAUGUAUGAUAAUUUAUUCAGUUUAUCUUUCUUCCCUUUUUUUUUUCCACAUGUUAAUAAUUUGUGUUCACUUCUCUUUUGUUUAUAAACUUGAUGUAGAAUGUGACCUAAUCAAAUUUGAGUUAAUCUGUAUACAUGGAAAUAUUCACUUACGUUCUAGACAGUUUUUGUUGA